Messenger RNA from Cydia pomonella (codling moth), 2409 nucleotides. RefSeq names its product sodium channel protein Nach-like. The transcript is spliced from 11 exons. The coding region runs from base 935 to 2257 and encodes 440 amino acids. Gene Ontology annotation, cellular component: membrane. NCBI's taxonomy places the organism in Eukaryota, Metazoa, Arthropoda, Insecta, Lepidoptera, Tortricidae. Gene Ontology annotation, biological process: sodium ion transmembrane transport. The record is from RefSeq and is a predicted model, not a curated record. Gene Ontology annotation, molecular function: ligand-gated sodium channel activity.
AUUUUAAAUGAACUUUGCAUUUGGGAGUCGAGUAUAUGGGAUCUUUACACGCCAUCUUUUUAAAACGGCAGUACUAGUUUAGCAAUGGUACCCCACUUAGGUUCUACAUAAUUGUACGAGUAGGUGCAAAAGAUGGCAUUCAAUAUGUUGGUAAUUAAAUUAUAGAGCAUUUCUGCAUUUGUAUCAUUAAUAGCAUGGUUGAUGGCAUUCUUAUGUCCUGCGUGCGUUUCGUGAGCAUGGUUUAUUAGGUCAGCUACAUGUAAAGUCCAUUAACUGCUGUACGGAUGGACAAUUGAUAGGCUUGUAGUAUAGGGCUUGUGCAUAAAUCACGCGAGGUUUGAUAGGGGGGAAGGGGGUCACGAAAAAAUCACGACAGAUCACGUUGGGGGAGGGAGGGUUAUAAGGAGACUUCAAUUGUAUUUUUCUACAGUGAACAAAUAUAAGAAAAAAUGUCUACCACAUAAGUUGAUACUUUUUCUCGGUUUCGUUGAACAUAAUUCUUCACUUCGCACUUCAAAAUUGCGAGUCUAUUUUACGAAAUUUUGGAGCGCGUAUAAUUAAUAUGCAUCCCGUUCAUAACGAAAAUAUACAAACAAACAAGAUUUACUAUAUACAGUACUGUUUAUCUCAAAAUUAGCCCGAAUGAAAAAAAUACACGUGAGGUUAUGUGGGGGUUUGGGAGUCAAAAAGUAGCCGAAAAAACCUCGCGUAAUUUGUGCACAAGCCCAUAUGAGUAGAAAUUGUAUAUUACGGAAUCAGGGUGAACUCCAAUGUUGUUGGACUGACACAAUUUAUUAGUUCUAUUGAGAUUCCCUACAACAGUAUUGUUCUAAUACAAUAUGUUGUAUGUAUAAGUGUAAAUUGUGUUUGUAUUUAUAAAAUUUCUCCACAACAAAAGCCACCAGUUUUAUGUUUCUUUCUCUUCUUAAAUAAAAUGAAAAAUCCGAAGAAUAAUUCCUUACUUAACCGGAUCGUGUAUGCAGUUAAUUAUUUUGGCAGUAAUAGCAAUCUUCACGGGAUCGGACAUGUGAUUUCUUUAUCGCACAUACCAAGUUUUAAAAGACUAUGCUGGCUGUCUAUUCUGCUGGGCAGUUGCUGGGGCACGUUCAGCAUCCUUCGUGAAGUUUUGGAUCUCUACACGCAAGGCUCCGUGUCUUACUCAGUGGACACCAACUACCUGUCCUGGAACACCCCCUUUCCGACCGUGACGCUGUGUGAACAGCUGGAUACCGAUAGGCUGAGAAGUUAUUUAGCCGCGAAGAAACUGCCACCUACAAUGUUGGCAUUCUUCAGGGAUGUGCUGUACUACAGCAACCAGCAGUGCAAACAGUGCACCAACUGCAAGAACACCACCUGCGUCGACAACUACAUCGACUACGUGAAAGACUACCGACUGAAGUGUGAGGAUAUGUUGAACAAGUGCUGGUGGGCAGGGAAGCCUUACAAUUGCUGUGAAAUAUUUAGUCCCUUAAAAACGGAGUACGGUCCGUGCUUUGCGUUUAACUCGCGGCUGACAGGCGAUGGGUUUGUCAGGCACAUCAACAGGACCACCGGUCUGCCGAGUCUCGUGUUCACAGCUAGUCGGUUGAUUACGUUGCGUAUACACGCACCUGAUGACGUGGUAUCCGUCAAAGUGGAGAAGAUAGUGACCACCGACACGAUGCCCCUCGUAUCUGAACUCAAUGCAACCUUGAAGUCGGAAGCAAUAACGAGCGACAUGAGUAUUUACCGCUUGGACCCACUCCGACGCGGUUGCUUGCUCGUGCAGGAGAAGCCGUCGUUCGCGCAGCAGUGGCCUUUCAAGCGGUACUCCUACAGUGCAUGUGUGUUGUACUGCAGGGCUAAACUCCAGGUUGACCUGUGUAACUGCACACAUCACUUCAUGGUCCGGCUAAAUGGAUAUAGUAUUUGCAACGUCUCUGGACUUGGCUGCCUCUAUAAAAAUAAAGAAAGCUUGCAUUCGAACACCAACUGCGGGUGCCCAAUGGCUUGCGAGGAAAUAAACUACAAAGCUGUGUAUGUUUCAUUUCAGCGCGAGGCUAGUCCCGUUUCGAAAGAGCUAAUAGCUCGAGGUUCCCGCGGUGUGGUGAGGCUGAACACCCUGCCGACGCUGCGGGUUCGGCGUCAUGCUAUCAGGGAUAAGAUGGCUUUAGUUGUGGACAUUGGUGGUGUGGGCGGAGUGUUCUUCGGAGCAUCUUUACUUAGCGUUAUCGAGAUCGUGUACUUGCUCUGCAUUCGCCGCAGUCACAGCUCAUAAACAUCAGCAAAUUGCACCUAGAAUGAACUGUGGUUCAGUGAGCUGCUCGUUCCCCUGCCUGGGCGCGGCGCCUCCCCGCGCGUGCCCCGAGCCUCCCCCCGAGUGCCCGACGGGCUGCGCGUGCGUCGUCGACUGCCGGCGCAAAGCCAUGG